UGACACACUAAGCUUUUAUAUAUAAUUUCUUGUCUACUCUAAUCACGAGCUUAGUUUUUAUUGUCACCUCGUCUACUCACACAAACAUUCACAAUGUUAUCCAGCAUGCUACUUAAAACUGUACUUUUACUUAUUAGUACGGUAUUUUACAAUGCUGUUUUUACAAAUGCAGAAAAUCCUGGCUUGAAAGUUCGAUUGUCAGAUAAAGCAUUUCUUUCUGCAACUAAUGCUGCUUUGGUGAUAGCAAAGGAAACUAUCCUCAGUAAACAUAUCCCAGAUCAAAGUGGGAGUGAUGGUCAGAUCAAAUAUCAUGUUUAUGGGAUGAAAUUAACACAAUUCUCAUAUGGCAACCCUUCCGUGAAUUUCGUCCCUGGUAAAGGAACCAAUUUCAAACUGUCUAAUUUUCGCAUCAUACUUCAGGGAAAAAUCCAAAUAAGAUUUUGGUAAGCUAAUUUCGUAUGUAUU
This is a messenger RNA of Octopus bimaculoides (California two-spot octopus), 465 nucleotides long. Its product is annotated as bactericidal permeability-increasing protein. Gene Ontology annotation, molecular function: lipid binding. Lineage: Eukaryota; Metazoa; Mollusca; Cephalopoda; Octopoda; Octopodidae. The record is from RefSeq and is a predicted model, not a curated record.